AUGAUACAGGUCUUGGACCCAAGACCCUUGCCAAGCUCUAUCAUGCCUGUGGAUAUGGCUGUGAGAAUUUGCUUAGCCCAUUCUCCACCACUGAAGAGUUUUCUCAGCCCCCUUGAGGACUGUAAAAGAAAAAACUUUGUGAACAGAUUCAAACCUCUCAGACCGUGUCUUCACGUGAAAAGUGACUCUGAAGCUCAAAAGAGUGACUGGAGCCACUCAGCAGCCCGAGCCAAGAAGCGAGUUGUGUUUGCAGACUCAAAGGGGCUGGCCCUGACAGCAAUACACACUUUCUCUGAGAUCCAGGAGCACCCUGGGUGGGAUCUUCAGUUUGACCUCUUAGGCCUUGAAGAUAUAACAUCAGGCCUAAAGCUACAUGAGGAAAAAAACUUGAUUCUGGAUUUUCCUCAGCCCUCAGCUGACUACCUAGACUUCAGGAAUCGCCUGCAGAAGAACUUGGUCUGCUUGGAGAACUGCACCCUGCAAGAGAAGGCGCUAUCUGGCACUGUCAAAGUGAAAAACGUGAGGUUCGAAAAAAAGGUUCAGGUUCGAAUUACCUUUGAUACAUGGAAGACCUACACGGAUGUCGACUGUAUCUACAUGAACAAUGUUUAUAGCGAUUCUGAAAAUGAUACCUUCUCAUUUGCUAUUGACUUGCCUCCUGCCAUUUCCUCUGAAGAGAAAAUAGAGUUUUGCAUUUCUUACCAAAGUGGAGAACAUACUUUCUGGGACAAUAAUGAGGGUCAGAAUUACAAGGUUCUCCAUGCGGAGUGGAAGCCUGAUGGUGUUCAGAUACCGUUUGCCAAGAAAGAAUGUGUAGAUCUUCAGACUUCAAAGAGAGGACAAGAGAGAGAGCCUGAUCACCUAGGCAGUCCGAGGCUGUCCAGUGGUCUCUUUCCCCAGUGGCAGAGUUUGGGUCGGAUUGAAAAUUCCUCACCAUAUUGGUGA
Messenger RNA from Indicator indicator, 945 nucleotides. It is a transcript of the gene PPP1R3C, whose product is annotated as protein phosphatase 1 regulatory subunit 3C. The coding region runs from base 1 to 945 and encodes 314 amino acids. Gene Ontology annotation, cellular component: protein phosphatase type 1 complex. NCBI's taxonomy places the organism in Eukaryota, Metazoa, Chordata, Aves, Piciformes, Indicatoridae. Gene Ontology annotation, biological process: regulation of glycogen biosynthetic process. Gene Ontology annotation, molecular function: glycogen binding; protein phosphatase 1 binding. The transcript has a single exon. The record is from RefSeq and is a predicted model, not a curated record.